UGUUGUGUGUGUCAUGUCAAGACCUCGUCAGGAGGGAGACAGCAUAGCGACGGCGCUGGCGACGGCUGCAACGAUAACGAUGAACAUCAUCGCCGCCAUCAUCACCAUUACCCACACCAUCACUGCUGCGCAUCACUCGUUCAUAGCACCGUCAGCUGCUCAUUCGACCUCUAUUUGAAGUAGACUACUCGUUUUGUCAACACACACACAAACACAAAGAGCUCUGACCUCAGAUCACACAUUACGCUCGUCUUUCGCAUCUCCGAGACUACCUUCAUAAAUCAUCAACCACUAUGGGGCCCAAACGUUCGGCUCCGCCCACGCCCAAUGGCAGCUCAAUGGUAUCACCGGCUCGAAGCACUCGCAGUACAAGUAGAAGUGUGCGGGGUGCGGGCGAUGAGGACGAUUGGGAGUCUCAAAGUGUCCAGAGUCAGACUACCAAUGGAGCAUUUAAAGUGCCCAAUGCUCGAACUGGACGGACCAAUCGCCACCUCGUCGGGCUAAAAGAUACCAGCGUCAAUAUCGCCGCAGCCUUCCAUGCUGCUCAGACCGGGCAGAUCCCCACGCCAACAUCCGAACGAAGCUUUGCCCCUCCUCCAGCAUCCAAAUCGAAAGCAGCUUCUCAGAGAGCUAACAACGGUCGAGCGAAAUCGCCCAUCGAACAAGUAGCCUCUUCAGCUAGGGCUCUGAAACCCGUUCGAUACUUUCUCAGACCACCAGGUGAAGAGGGUGAAGAGGACGAUCCGUCCUUUGAAUCGUACAGGUCAACGGACACGAGUUACGACUAUCAACAGGAAGAAGCGUACGUUCGAGCUGCACAACAGCAACAAGAGGCAGCGAAGCAAGGCCGACGCGUAAAUGACGGAAGGAAACGUCAUCGUGGAGAUGAAGGAGACAUGCCAUACCGUCCAGGUGAGGACGAUUGGCAAGGUAAUUCAGAGGAUUCAGGAGAAGAAGAAGGAGGGGGAGAAGGGAUAGUCAAGAAUGGGGGAUUAGAAGGUCGCGCGGAGACUCGGGGACAGAGGAAGGAGCGAGGAGAAGGAUACCUAGGGAAUGGGUCAGGGAUACAACCGAGAACAAGGAGGAGUCACCACGCGGAUGAAGAUGACAGGGUCGACGAUGAUUAUAGGGAACAGACGCCCGUCAAUCACUUCCCAUUAAAUCACCACGGCGCAAAUCGUCAUCUUCGAUCUCCAACACCUGUCCAAGCGCUUGCUCGAGCUUUCAGUCCUCAUCCCCGUAGUCCGACACCUCAAUUCGCUCGACGUAAACGUCAACCCUCCUCCGCUCGCACUGUUGUCACCAAUCUCCUCCACGGAAUGGUGAUAGCGUUACAAACCAUUGUCGAACUCGUGGUCUCGACGCUAUCGUUGUUGCUCGUCCAUCCGCUCAGAUCUGCAGCAGCGAUGAUGAAGAGCGUCUUACGUAGAGCGAAAGAAGAUUGGUGGAAAUGGUUGAGCGCAAUGCUAGCUCUCUCUCUAGCUCUGCGCAUGCUCAACUCGCCCUGGUGGAGAGGAACCACAGGAGUGUCUCCGGUACCAUCUGGAUCGCUGAGCGAGCUCGCAGACCGACUGCAUCAUCUCGAAAGAGCAGUGUCCCUCCUCUCUGACUCGGCAAAUCUCUUAGCGGACGCCGAACAUGUUGGCAAGGAAGUAGAUACAUCUUUGAUCCGUCGCAUCGCUCAACUGGAAUCUACCAUAUCAUCGGGUCAAAAGGAUCCCUUAGCGGAUGCUGCAAUCAAGCAUUUGAAACAGUGCAUCUUCACUCUGCAAACAGAUCUCAACGACCUUUCGAGCCGCAUAGGGAAGACAGAGACACACUUCAAACGACUGAACAGCCUCGAGACUGACGUCCAAGCGCUCAACGCCCGAGUUGACGGUGUGGAGAAAGACGUCAGGUCGGCUCUGGAUGAUGGACGACUUCGCAAGUCAUUGGACAGGAUUCUACCCGACUUCAUGCCUGUGAAGCGCAAUGCCCGUGGGACAGUCGACAUUGAACCAUCCUUCUGGGUCGAAAUGCGCAAGGUCUUGGCCGGCAAGAGUGAUGUGGAGGAGAUGAUAAGGAAAGCUCUAAAGUCGGGGAGCAAUCCUAGUCAACCGCCUCGAGAUCCUCUAGCUAGAUCUGAUGAAGACCUCGACGCGUGGGGCGAGAAGCUGUUCCAGCGUAAGACAGCCGAAGGAGUCAUGCUCUCUCGAAGCGAUUUCCUCUCAGUCUUGGAUACGGAAAUCGCCAACUUGCGGCAUUUGAUCGACAAUCUACCUCGUCAAAAGCAAUCCGUGAUUCAAUCUUCCAGAGGAGAGGACAUGACGUCUGUUCUUCAAGACUUGAUCGACGCUGCGUUGCUCAAGUACUCCAAGGAUACUUUGGCCAGGCCAGACUUUGCCCUCUUCUCCGCUGGAGGAAGGAUCGUACCAUCCAUCACGUCCGACACUUUAGUCAUGCGCGAGCCUUCUACCCUGGGUCGAUGGGUCAUGGGUCAAAAAGCGAUCGAAGGCCGAAGUCCUGCCACUGCCUUGCAUCCCGAUACAUCUGUAGGAUCCUGUUGGCCAUUCAAGGGGUCUCAAGGUCAACUGGGAGUCUUGCUGAAUAGCCGAGUGGUGGUUACCGAUCUGACAGUUGAACACGCCGCCUCAGAGCUCGCUCUGGACAUCACCACGGCGCCGAAGGACGUUCAAGUGUGGGGAGUCGUGGAAGGCUCAGAGAACAAGGCCAAAGUCGAGAGAUAUCUGGAAUCUCAUCCGAACUCCGACUUCAAUACGUCUGAUCAGAUCCUUCUCGGUUCCUUCACUUACGAUCCAUCCUCUCCGUCUCAUAUUCAAACGUUCCCCGUCGAACCUGCCGUCGUGGAUCUAGGUAUCGAUGUUGGAAUCGUCAUUUUCAGGAUUCAGUCGAACUGGGGAGCUGAGUUUACAUGCUUGUAUAGGAUACGGGUCCACGGAGAGGUCGCGACGUAAAGAAUAACAUCCGGAAAGCGGGGAAAAGAUUUGCAGUAUGAGCUCAAUCUUCAACAGUAUCAUCUGUGUAUAAUCUGCAGAUUGUGCAGCCACAUGACGACCGACGAGCACAAACCUGCAGAAACUAGGUUUUGACCAUUCUAGUAGUCUGCUCAUGGCCCAGUGACGAUAAAUGUCGGACGGUAGAGCCAUUCGAGGUUUAGGGUUCAAUGGUGGGGACGACGAUCACACACGUCGUGUGCGAGCUUCUUAUUUCUUGGUCAUCUCGCACGUUUUGACCUGCGACGAGUCGCUUGUUCCUUGCCCCUCUCUCCGUCCUCCU
Kockovaella imperatae is the source of this 3276-nucleotide messenger RNA. Its product is annotated as UNC-like C-terminal-domain-containing protein. NCBI's taxonomy places the organism in Eukaryota, Fungi, Basidiomycota, Tremellomycetes, Tremellales, Cuniculitremaceae. The record is from RefSeq and is a predicted model, not a curated record. The transcript is spliced from 6 exons. Gene Ontology annotation, biological process: nuclear envelope organization. Gene Ontology annotation, cellular component: meiotic nuclear membrane microtubule tethering complex; nuclear envelope. The coding region runs from base 294 to 2954 and encodes 886 amino acids. Gene Ontology annotation, molecular function: protein-membrane adaptor activity.